ACUUUGUUUCCUUUAUGUUACAGAUGACAGAAGUGAAAGCUGCUCAAUAUGAGAGUGAGAAAACCUUUAGAUCUAAACUGAGUGACAUGACCAAGACAAAUGGAAAAGCUGUAGAGACUCUACAGGAAAAGAAUCGUGAGUUAGAAAAGAAGAAUCGUGAGCUAAGUAAGCAAGUGAUUGUAUUGUCAAAGAGCAAGAAAUCAAGUAGUGUGUUGAGUAACAGCCAGAGUAAUAGUCAGAACAACAGUCCAAGUCUAAGUUCAUAAUAAACUAGCUAUAGAAUAUACUUGUUAUUUCCCUUAUACAUGUAAUGUUAUAUAGGGUCUUCUGUUUAAGAUUUUAGUAUCAUUCCUGUGUAGUAUUUUAUUAUAAUGCAUUUUUUAAAACUUGAGAUACAAACCAUGUCCUUGUAAUUUUGUAACACAUACUAAGAGAGAAUUAGAAUUGAUUUAAAUUCUGUAGUUUUGAAAAUUCUUCAGUAAUGAUACAAGGAUCUUUGACAGAAGUGUAUGAAAUAUGUAUAGCAACUUAAAUAGGUUAUGACUAUAUAGAAUAUAAAAAAGUUGAUGUAAUGUGUUUAUUGUUUAGAAUUUGGUACAGUAUGGAUGUGUUCAAGAUGCACAAAUGUCUAUUGUUUAAAUUCCAGUCACUCUUUUGUAGUUGUGCUUGUUUUUUAUUCUCUUUAAAACGUGGCAUUUUAUGAAUGUUUCAUAUUUUGUAGAAACAUUUGUAGAAAUUAAAAUGUUGUUUCAUUUAUAUUAUUUUUCUAAUAUGAAAAACUAAGGAACUCGAUGCAAGAUUGUUGUGCAUAUUUCAAAAAUGACAAAUUAGACAAGUUAGAAUUUGAAGAAAUGAUAAUUUAUUUGUCUUUUACAUUUAUCUGAAAAUGUCUCCUCAACUUUCACUGUACAUAUAAAAACAAAAUUCUUGUUUCCAAUGCUGGUAAUGGAAGCUAUUGUUAAAUGUGAACUAUUUCAUAAUUUGUAAUUCUAAAAGGUUUUAAAGAUCCUGUAACAUAAAUUUUUUAUGGUUUAUUAUCAUAAAAAUGAUGCUCAAAUUAAGAUUUAUCAAUAUUGUAAGUUCCUAAAAGCAUUAUUUGUAAAGAUGUUUACGAAUUUAACAUUUCAUGUAAAUAAAGGGAGGUUAUUAGAAAUUUAUUUUCUACAAGGUCUAAAUCAAAUUUUCUAAUAAAAAAUUAAUGCAUAUAUUUUAAUGAUUACAUAUGAGAUAUGAUGUGCACAAAUAUUUGCAGUACAUAUUUUACAUAUUCUUUGAUUCUUGAAAAUUAUUUUAUUAGCAUAAUUAUAUACAUAUAUAUAAUUUAACUUAAGUGUGGUAAGUGUGGUAUCAACCUCAAUUACAACAAACAGGUAGAUCCUGUAACACAAUAAUUUACGUAUGGUUUUAUACCAUAGAUAUAAUGCUCAAAUGAAGAUCUAUCAAAAUUGUAAGUUCCAGAAAGCAUUUUUGGUAAAGAUAUUACCGAGUUUAUAUUUCAUGUUAAUAAAGGGAGAAUGUUUGGAAAUUGUUUUAGAAGCAUAAUUAUAUACAUAUAUAAUAUUACACUUAAGUGUGGUAACAACCUAAAUUACAACAUAUUGGAUGAUUAAUGAUCUAAAGAAAACUUAUAUAUUUAGUUUAAUACUGUUUAUUAGCAGAAAAAACUAGUAAACAAGUGCAUGUUACUUUUUGUAUAACUGAUGCUAAAACUACUGUGUUAUAUUGAUAAUGGAUAGGCAUAUUAAAACAUAAGUGACAUUUUCUAUGAAGCACCAAAUACCUAGUUUAUCUUCAAACUUGGAGCAAAAUUGCUCAAUUUUAUUGUAGAUAUUAUAACUGUUAAUUGUUUUUUAGUAUAUGAAUGUACAUAUUCAGUGAGUCAUAAUAAAUAAACACGUUUGCUGUCUACAAACAUACACUGAUCAACCAACAAACAUAUUUGAGCUGCGCCAUGACAAGCAACAUGGUGUGUUUG
Molecule: messenger RNA, 1975 nt
Organism: Ruditapes philippinarum (Manila clam)
Lineage: Eukaryota; Metazoa; Mollusca; Bivalvia; Venerida; Veneridae
Product: protein FAM76A-like
Exons: 2
Coding region: 15-266 (83 amino acids)
Source: RefSeq, a predicted model, not a curated record